UAUAAAAUUACACGAGAAAUAAAUUGAAGAGAAAGAUCGCAUAAGUCGACGAGCCAUGCACGCAUAAGCUCGCGUUACGAAUUUCAAUCGGUGCGUCGUCCUCCUUUUUUCUUUAAAUUAUUCUUCGCAUUACCGUCUCCCGAAAAUUUUCUAUAGUCAACAGACAGAAUUAAUUCAGUGUUCAAAAACUUCAAGUACCGAGAGAAAUACGCGUUUUCGUGUAGAAAACAUUUCAGUGGCGUCCUUACUCGUGACAAAGAAUACGAAAAAAAAAUGCAGAGGGAAACUUUGACUCAUUUGAUGUGCAUUAUUCCGCGAGAUAUCGAAUUCAAUCAAAGCUCAAAGUCGAAAAGUAUGGGACAAAAUGAAGCAAACAAAAUUCCGAUUUCACCAGUAAUGAGUAUAGGCAGAGCAACAAUCAAUGUUGACUCCAUACCUGACCCAAAAAAGUGUUUGUGCAACAGGCCUCAACGAACGGUUGUUUGUAGCAACUGCGGCUUCAAAGCCUUUGGACGUAUUCAUUAUAUAUGUGCCAAGCAUCCUGGGACAAGUUUCUUACUUGAUUGGCCGCAAUGUCCACAUUGCAGGGGAUAUUGUCUCAGUGAAUAUUGAUAAUUUGAAGCUCCGAUCCGUCUUCAAUCGACUGAAAGACUUGAGAAGUGUUCUUUGAAAUUGAUAUUAUUUGAGAUAUGAUUUGAACAAUUAUCUCUGAGUAUUUCAGUGAAAUCAAAUCAUCAUCAAAGGAAGAAUUAAAUACGCUAGAAUAAUAUAUGCAAAAAAAGGACUGUUCCAAUGAAGCGAACUUUGAUAUUUAAAAAGAAUAAAUAUCAGUCUAACCAUAGGAACAGGAAAGACUCCCUAAGAGUUUCAAACAGCUCGUUAAGAGUUUCGUCAUUAUGUAUAAGGUCCAGAUUCAAUCAAAUGUUUAAAAGCAUUGAUCAGUGCCGAAUAUAUAAAAAGAGAAGAUAGCAUAAGUUGUUAGACAUUACACAAAGUUCUGGCUUUAAAAUAUCGUUUGCGGUUGUCAUUGAUGAAGAAAUUUCUCUUUGUGGCCAGUUGAAAAAAGUUGAUUAGUUUGGGAGUUACCAUGAUAUUAAAGUAUUUUUAAGAAAUAAUUUAAGGUUUGACAAUACUAUGAGUCUAUUGGAAAGAAGAAGUUUAAAAUGUUAUACAAAUAUAAGGUCGAAUAUAUAUUUAUGUUUCUGUGCUUGGACCCGAGAGGACUUGAUAAUGAACUAACAUUGAAGUUUCAUUGAGCAGUCAUAUUUAUGUUCAUUUUCGAUGUGUGACAAUGACAAUAUUGAAUUACAAUCAGUUUUUCAUGCUCACUGUUCAAACAGUUUCGAUGAACGCUGCCAACGUUUUCAUCUAAAGAAUCCCCACAAUAUUAUUGAAAAAUCAAUUUUCCGUUCGACUAACCUCUUCGGUUCCUAACGCUCGAAAAAAAUGGUCCACGUCGUGAAUUUCAUUGAAAUAAACUGAUAUUUUAUUACGGAUUGUAAUAGAUAUAUAUAAUUAUAGAAAAAUUGAAGUACAAGUUCGAUUAUAACGAUA
Molecule: messenger RNA, 1554 nt
Organism: Venturia canescens
Lineage: Eukaryota; Metazoa; Arthropoda; Insecta; Hymenoptera; Ichneumonidae
Exons: 3
Coding region: 274-612 (112 amino acids)
Source: RefSeq, a predicted model, not a curated record